AAUCCGUACCUGUCCCCUGCCAUUGCUAAUCAGCAGCAGUUAUGGCAGUUGCACCGCGCCUCGCCGCCGGCCACCGCCCCUCGGUCGCCGCCACCGCACUCUCUUCCAAGUUCUCCGUCUCAAAAGCUACCAAUUGGUUAGUGUUCGAUGUUCCAGCUAAAACCCCCAGAGCUAGAGCAAGGGGCGUGAGCGGAAGGAGGUAUUCCCCAAGCCCUAGGGCGGCAUUGGGCGGACUGCUCGGAGGCAUAUUCGGAGGCGGCGUGGACACCGGAGAGUCGACCAGGCAGCUCUAUGCUAGCACAGUAGCACUCAUCAAUAAGAUGGAGUCUGAGAUUUCGUCUCUCUCCGAUACCGAAUUGAGGGAAAGGACUUCCGUCUUGCAACAGCGCGCCGCACGCUGUGAUUCUUUGGAUUCUCUUUUACCUGAAGCAUUUGCGGUGGUGAGAGAAGCUUCUAAGAGGGUUCUAGGUCUCCGCCCCUUCGAUGUUCAAUUGAUCGGAGGUAUGGUUCUUCACAAAGGAGAAAUUGCUGAAAUGAAAACUGGAGAAGGAAAGACGCUUGUUGCCAUAUUGCCUGCUUUCCUUAAUGCUUUGGCUGGGAAAGGUGUUCAUGUUGUUACUGUUAAUGACUAUUUGGCUAGAAGAGAUUGCGAAUGGGUUGGUCAAGUUCCACGUUUCCUUGGAUUGAAGGUUGGCUUAAUUCAGCAAAAUAUGACAAGCGAACAAAGGAGGGAAAACUAUUUAUGCGACAUCACGUAUGUCACAAACAGUGAACUGGGCUUUGACUACUUAAGAGAUAAUCUUGCCACGAGUGUCGAUGAACUUGUCCUGAGACGUUUUAAUUACUGUGUGAUUGAUGAGGUUGAUUCUAUUCUCAUCGAUGAAGCAAGGACACCUCUCAUCAUAUCAGGUCCAGCAGAAAAACCAAGUGACCGUUACUACAAAGCUGCUAAGAUAGCCUCUGCUUUUGAACGAGAUAUACAUUAUACUGUUGAUGAGAAACAGAAAUCAGUUUUACUUACAGAACAAGGUUAUGCAGAUACUGAGGAAAUUCUGAAUGUAAAAGAUUUAUAUGAUCCAAGAGAGCAGUGGGCAUCAUACAUAUUAAAUGCAAUAAAAGCCAAGGAACUUUUUCUCAGAGAUGUGAACUACAUUAUCAGAGGCAAAGAGGUUCUUAUAGUGGAUGAAUUUACUGGGCGAGUAAUGCAGGGGAGACGCUGGAGUGAUGGACUUCACCAAGCAGUUGAAGCAAAAGAAGGGUUGCCCAUACAAAAUGAAACUGUGACCUUAGCUUCAAUUAGUUACCAAAACUUCUUUCUCCAGUUUCCAAAACUCUGUGGCAUGACUGGUACUGCUGCUACUGAGAGUGCAGAAUUUGAGAGCAUAUACAAACUCAAAGUGACAAUUGUUCCGACAAACAAGCCCAUGAUAAGAAAGGAUGAAUCAGAUGUAGUUUUCAGAGCAACUACAGGAAAAUGGCGUUCUGUUGUGGUGGAGAUAUCUCGGAUGAAUAAAACAGGCCGACCUGUUCUGGUCGGCACUACCAGUGUUGAGCAGAGUGAUGCAUUGUCUAAACAGCUUCGUGAAGCUGGACUUCCACAUGAGGUUCUGAAUGCAAAACCAGAAAAUGUGGAAAGAGAAGCUGAAAUUGUGGCUCAGAGUGGUCGUCUAGGGGCAGUUACCAUUGCAACAAACAUGGCUGGUCGUGGUACUGAUAUAAUACUUGGUGGUAAUGCAGAAUUCAUGGCAAGGUUAAAGUUGCGUGAGAUAUUGAUGCCAAGAGUUGUAAAACCAGCUGAAGGAGUUUUUGUUUCUGUAAAGAAGGCUGUUCCAAAGAAAACAUGGAAGGUUAAUGAGAACCUGUUUCCGUGCACACUUUCCAAGGAGAACACCAAGUUGGCAGAGGAAGCUGUAGAGUUGGCUGUCAAAACCUGGGGCCAAAGGUCAAUAGCUGAGCUUGAAGCAGAAGAGAGACUGUCAUAUUCUUGUGAAAAGGGUCCUGCUCAAGAUGAAGUCAUCUCAAAGCUGCGGGGCGCAUUUCUGGAGAUUGUGAAAGAAUAUAAGAUUUACACGCAGGAAGAAAGGAAGAAGGUUGUAGCAGCCGGUGGGCUUCAUGUUGUAGGUACAGAGCGUCACGAGUCUCGCCGCAUUGAUAAUCAGCUGCGCGGCCGUAGUGGCAGACAGGGUGACCCUGGAAGUUCCCGAUUCUUUCUUAGUCUGGAAGACAACAUCUUUCGCAUAUUUGGUGGAGAUAGGAUUCAGGGUUUGAUGAGAGCUUUUAGAGUUGAAGACCUACCAAUUGAAUCCAAGAUGCUGACAAAAGCACUAGAUGAAGCUCAGAGAAAAGUAGAGAAUUACUUUUUCGACAUUAGAAAACAAUUAUUCGAAUAUGAUGAGGUUUUAAACAGCCAAAGAGAUCGAGUUUAUACUGAGAGGAGACGAGCCUUGGAGUCUGAUGACCUCCAAGCUCUCCUGAUUGAAUAUGCUGAACUAACAAUGGAUGAUAUACUAGAGGCAAAUAUUGGUACUGAUGCUCCUAGAGAAAGCUGGGACUUUGAGAAGCUUAUAUCAAAACUUCAGCAGUAUUGCUUUCUUUUGAAUGAUUUGACCCCGGAGUUGAUGGAAAGUAAAAGCUCCAGCUACGAAGGACUGAGAGAUUAUCUUCACCUUCGUGGGCGUGAGGCAUAUCUUCAGAAACGGGAAAUAGUGGAGAAAGAGGCUCCAGGUUUAAUGAAAGAAGCAGAAAAGUUCCUAGUAUUGACCAACAUUGAUCGAUUAUGGAAGGAGCACUUGCAGGCUAUAAAAUUUGUUCAGCAAGCUGUAAGUUUACGGGGGUAUGCACAGAGGGAUCCACUCAUCGAGUACAAGCUGGAAGGCUACAAUCUCUUCGUAGAUAUGAUGGCUCGAAUAAGAAGGAAUGUCAUAUAUUCUAUUUACCAGUUCCAACCCGUCUUGGUGAAGGAGCAAAAGAAUCGAGAGCGUCAAAGAGAAGGUAAAAUUGAUGCUAAUGGAAAUGGAAAUGGAAAAGUAAGUGACAGUAACAAUCUUGAUUCAGCAACCUCUACCGUAUCAUCUUCAUCAGCUGUUAGUCAGGAGGCAAGCAAGUGAUAACUUCUUCACCAGAAAAUGCCCAUUAGUUGUAAAUAGAUUGUAUUUUUUGAAUUUUGUAAGUUGUAUCACUAUUGUUUAAAUGGAAAUGGAUUUUGAAGUUGUAUGGCUAUCACUA
Molecule: messenger RNA, 3225 nt
Organism: Salvia hispanica
Lineage: Eukaryota; Viridiplantae; Streptophyta; Magnoliopsida; Lamiales; Lamiaceae
Source: RefSeq, a predicted model, not a curated record